Jatropha curcas is the source of this 1028-nucleotide messenger RNA. The record is from RefSeq and is a predicted model, not a curated record. NCBI's taxonomy places the organism in Eukaryota, Viridiplantae, Streptophyta, Magnoliopsida, Malpighiales, Euphorbiaceae.
CAAUUCUCAUGCUAUUUAUUUGAAAGAAGAAAUCCACUUCUCCCACCACCAGUUCUUCCUUCCUUAAAUCCCCAAAUUCUCAAUCUCCUCUCUGUAAACCCUAAUCUUCGACCUAUUAAAUACUCAAUGACUUCUUUCAGGUCAUCUAUUUCAUUGACAUCUAUAGAUGGACAACACAAGGCAUUAGCAGAAGUUGGUGAGAUUCAUGUCAUUGUGGGCCCUAUGUUCGCCGGAAAAACCACUGCUCUCCUCCGUCGGAUUAAGUCUGAAAGCAGCAAGGGCAGAAAUGUGGCAAUGAUAAAAUCAGCCAAGGAUACAAGAUAUGCUAAGGAUUCAGUUGUUACACACGAUGGCUUGAAGUUUCCUUGUUGGGCGUUGCCUGAUCUAACAUCCUUUCAACAUAAGUUUGGGGAUGACGCUUAUCAAAAGCUUGAUGUCAUUGGUAUUGAUGAAGCUCAAUUUUUUGAAGAUCUUUAUGAUUUCUGCUGCAAGGCUGUUGAUCAUGAUGGAAAAACUGUAAUUGUGGCAGGCCUUGACGGAGAUUAUUUGAGGAGAAGCUUCGGUUCUGUGCUUGACAUAAUUCCUCUUGCUGAUACUGUAACCAAGUUGACUGCAAGAUGUGAACUCUGCGGCAAACGAGCCUUCUUUACCUUAAGGAAGACUGCAGAGACCCAAACAGAACUGAUUGGUGGUGCUGAUGUCUAUAUGCCAGUUUGCCGGCAACAUUAUAUGAAUGGACAAGUAGUCAAGGAAGCUGCAAGAAAUGUCUUGGAAUCAUGUAAAGUUCAAGCCAACUCACAUUCUGAGAUAACUACAGUUGUGUAGUUAAACUGCUCAGUUCCUAACAAGCUAAUUGUGCUUUAUUAUUUGCCUAUAGUUUUUUUUCCCUUUUUUUUUUUUUUUUUUUUGGAAGUAAGUUAUCUAUAGUUUUUAUGCUAUGUUGCAACUUUGUUGAAUUUACUGAACAGCCAAUGCUACUCUCAGUAUAUGUAUAUUGUUAUUAUAUAUAGAAUGGGUUUUCUGGUAAA